AUGGAAAAUAAUGAUUUCUCGAACACUGAUUUUUCCGUUCCUGGAUAUCAAGGUCCAAGCAACUGCAAGCAAAAACAGCUUGGUUCGCUCGAAGCUUGUCCAUCUAUUAUUGGCGAUGAAUUUUCCGGUUCCAGUGAAGACGAGUAUCCAGAUAUAUUUUUACCAAAGACCUUCAUUUUAGAUCAUAACUAUGUCUCACAAGCUGAAGUGGAUGUGGGGAAUGGAGUUGGAAGGGAGGAGAAUCUGAAGCCUUCCCACAAUUCAACUGAUUUUGAUGAAUUUUCUGAUUUUAGUGAUGAAUUCGAGAAAGAAAAUCAUCCAAAGCUAGACGCGCUGAAGACGAACGAAAAGAAUCAGUUUUCGAGCUAUCUUGGUGUCGAAUUUUCAUCGUCUGAUGAUACUGAAUUUUCAUCAACUAAUGAUGCAAAUUUUCCACAUUCCAAUGAACAAUUGAUAACAGUGUUCAAAAAUGUCCCUUUAGAUGAUUUUGGAUGCCAGUUUCGUAGCAGAUUAUUUCCCAAAGAUGACACUGCUGUAUUGGUAAGUUAUUUUUAUGCUGGAUUUGAAACUGCCAAAAUUUGA
Molecule: messenger RNA, 582 nt
Organism: Loa loa (African eye worm)
Lineage: Eukaryota; Metazoa; Nematoda; Chromadorea; Rhabditida; Onchocercidae
Exons: 6
Coding region: 1-582 (193 amino acids)
Source: RefSeq, a predicted model, not a curated record